Nothoprocta perdicaria is the source of this 5013-nucleotide messenger RNA. RefSeq names its product neuron navigator 1 (gene NAV1). Gene Ontology annotation, biological process: neurogenesis; nervous system development; neuron migration. The record is from RefSeq and is a predicted model, not a curated record. Bases 48 to 4901 code for a protein of 1617 amino acids. Gene Ontology annotation, cellular component: microtubule cytoskeleton; axon initial segment. Lineage: Eukaryota; Metazoa; Chordata; Aves; Tinamiformes; Tinamidae. The transcript has 29 exons. Gene Ontology annotation, molecular function: ATP hydrolysis activity.
UCGUGGUGACCGUGCUGGGCGACCUGGAGCAGCUCCUCUUCAGCCAGAUGCUGGACCCUGAAUCCCAGCGGAAGAGGACGGUUCAGAACGUGCUGGACCUGCGGCAGAACCUGGAGGAGACCAUGUCCAGCCUGAGGGGCUCCCAGGUGUCCCACAGCUCCCUGGAGAUGACCUGCUACGACAGCGACGAAGCCAACGCGCGCAGCGUGUCCAGCCUGUCGAACCGCUCGUCGCCGCUGUCCUGGCGCUACGGGCAGUCCAGCCCGCGCCUGCAGGCCGGCGACGCGCCGUCGGUSGGGGGCAGCUGCCGCUCCGAGGGCACCCCCAGCUGGUACAUGCACGGCGAGCGGGCGCACUACUCGCACACCAUGCCCAUGCGCAGCCCCAGCAAGCUGAGCCACAUCUCCCGCCUGGAGCUCGUCGAGUCGCUGGACACCGACGACRUGGAGCUCAAGUCGGGCUACAUGAGCGACAGUGACUUGAUGGGGAAGACCCUGACGGAGGAUGACGACAUCACCACGGGCUGGGAUGAGAGCAGCUCCAUCAGCAGCGGCCUCAGCGAUGCCUCCGACAACCUCAGCUCGGAGGAGUUCAACGCCAGCUCCUCGCUCAACUCCCUGCCCUCCACGCCCACGGCGUCGCGCAGGAACUCGGCCAUAGCGCUGCGCACGGACUCGGAGAAGCGCUCGCUGGUGGAGAGCGGGCUCAGCUGGUACGGCGACGCGGACGACAAGGCCCCCAAGAAGCUGGAUUACGAGAGCAGCAGCCUCAAGAUGGAGCACGGCUCCUCCAAGUGGCGGCGGGAGCCCUCGGAGAGCUGCGAGGAGGCGCCCAAGGGCGGCGAGCUGAAGAAGCCUGUUAGCCUGGGCACSCCAGGCUCCCUCAAGAAGGGCAAGACCCCCCCGGUGGCAGUGACAUCCCCCAUCACCCACACAGCCCAGAGCACCCUCAAAGUGGCAGGCAAACCCGAGACCAAAGCCACUGACAAGAGCAAGCUGUCCGUGAAGAACACGGGUCUGCAGCGUUCCUCCUCCGACGCCGGUCGCGACCGCGUUGCCGACGCCAAGAAGCCGCCCUCGGGCCUCACGCGCCCCUCCGCCUCCAGCUCCUUCGGCUAUAAGAAACCAGCUCCCGCCACCGGCACUGCCACCGUCAUGCAAGCCGGGGGCUCAGCCACCUUGGGCAAGAUCCAGAAGAGCUCUGGCAUUCCCGUCAAGCCAGUCAGUGGGAGAAAAACGAGCCUGGAUGUCUCCAAUGCAGCCGAACCCGGCUUCCUGGCCCCAGGAGCCCGUUCCAACAUCCAGUACCGGAGCCUUCCUCGGCCGGCCAAGUCGAGCUCGAUGAGCGUGACGGGCGGCCGCAGUGCGAGCCGCCCSGUCAGCAGCAGCAUCGACCCCAGCYUGCUCAGCACCAAGCAGAGCAGCAUCUCGGUGUCGCGGCUCAAGGAGCCGAGCAAGAUCGGUGCGGGCCGUGGCGCGCCGGCCCCUGUCAACCAGACGGACCGCGAGAAGGAGAAGGCCAAGGCCAAGGCUGUGGCGCUCGACUCCGAGUGCGUGACCCUGAAGAGCAUCGGCUCGCCYGAGAGCACCCCCAAGGCCCAGGCCAACCUCCAGCCAGUGGCCAAGGUGGCCGAGUUGCCCCCCACGCCGCUCAGAACGGCAGCCAAGACCUACGUGAAGCCUCCCUCGCUGGCCAACUUGGACAAGGUCAACUCCAACAGCCUGGACUUGCCCUCCUCCAGCGAGCUGCACCCCCCGCACACUGCCAAGCUCCAGGAGCUGCACCCAGCCGGCGGGCACCUCACACCCUGCUUCAGCCCCAGUCCUGCCCCCAUCCUCAACAUCAACUCGGCCAGCUUCUCCCAGGGCCUGGAGCUCAUGGGCGGCUUCAGCGUCCCCAAGGAGGGCAGGAUGUACCCCAAGCUCUCGGGCCUGCACCGCAGCAUGGAGUCCCUGCAGAUGCCCAUGAGCCUGCCCAGUGCCUUUUCGGGGGGCAGCACCCCUGCCCCCACCGCUGCUGCUGCCCCCCCUGCCAGCGCAGAGGGAGAGGAAGAGGCUGGUGAGCUGGGCUGGAGCGGGAGCCCCCGGCUUGCGCAUCUGGACAGCACCAACCGCGACAGGAACACGCUGCCCAAGAAAGGGCUGAGGUACCAGCUCCACUCCCAGGAGGAGGCCAAGGAGCGGCGCCAUUCCCACUCCAUCGGCGGGCUGCCCGAAUCGGAUGACCAGCCGGAGAUGCCCUCACCCCCUGCCCUCUCCGUGCCGCUYGUCGGGAAGGGCCCGCUCACCAGCAUCGUGAGCCCCACUGCUGCCACCACCCCGCGGAUCACCCGCUCCAACAGCAUCCCCACCCAYGACUCCACCUUUGAGCUGUACAGCACAUCCCAGAUGGGCAGCACCCUCUCCCUGGCAGACAAGCCCAAGGGCAUGAUCCGCUCGGGCUCCUUCCGGGACCCCGUGGACGACGUUCACGGAUCGGUGCUGUCCCUGGCGUCGAGCGCUUCUUCCACCUACUCCUCCGCUGAGGAGAAGAUGCAGUCGGAGCAAAUCCGCAAGCUGCGCCGUGAGCUGGAGUCCUCGCAGGAGAAGGUGGCCACCCUGACGUCCCAGCUGUCGGCCAACGCCAACCUGGUUGCAGCUUUCGAACAGAGCCUGGUGAGCAUGACGUCCCGCCUGCGGCACCUGGCCGAGACUGCCGAGGAGAAGGACACAGAGCUGCUGGACUUGCGGGAGACCAUCGACUUCCUGAAGAAGAAGAAUUCGGAGGCCCAAGCCGUCAUCCAAGGGGCCCUGAAUGGCACCGACGUCACGCCCAAAGAGUUGCGCAUCAAGCGGCAGAACUCGUCCGACAGCAUCUCCAGCCUCAACAGCAUCACCAGCCACUCCAGCAUCGGCAGCAGCAAGGACGCCGAUGCCAAGAAGAAGAAGAAAAAGAGCUGGCUGCGGAGCUCCUUCAACAAGGCCUUCAGCAUCAAGAAGGGGCCCAAGUCGGCCUCGUCCUACUCGGACAUUGAGGAGAUUGCCACGCCGGACUCUUCGGCCCCGUCCUCGCCCAAGCUGCAGCACGGCUCCACGGAGACUGCCUCGCCCUCCAUCAAGUCCUCCACGUCCUCCUCCGUGGGCAUCGACACGGCUGAGCUCUUCCAGGCCCACAGUGAGGGGGAGCCAGAAAAGAAAGAGGUAUCAGAGCUGCGGUCAGAGCUGUGGGAGAAGGAGAUGAAGCUGACGGACAUCCGCCUGGAGGCCCUCAACUCAGCCCAUCAGCUGGAGCAGCUGCGGGAGACCAUGCACAACAUGCAGCUGGAGGUGGAUCUCCUGAAGGCCGAGAACGACCGUCUCAAAGUGGCUCCGGGGCCCUCGUCGGUGCCAGGCUCCAUCCCUGGCCACAUCACGAGCAGUUCGGCCUCRUCCUCGCCGCGGCGCUCGCUGGGUCUCGCCCUCGGCCAUGCCUUCAGCCCCAGCCUGGCGGACGCAGAUGUGUCCCCUAUGGAUGCCGUUAGCGCUGGCACCCAGAAGGAUGAGCUGACACUGAGGAUCGUGGUGCGCAUGCCGCCCCAGCACAUCAUCAAAGGGGACCUCAAGCAGCAGGAGUUUUUCCUGGGCUGGACCAAGGUGAGCGGAAAGAUUGACUGGAAGAUGCUGGAUGAGGCUGUCUGCCAGGUCUUCAAGGAUUAUAUCACCAAAAUGGAUCCUGCUUCCACCCUGGGGCUCAGCACYGAGUCCGUCUACGGUUACAGCAUCAGCCACAUCAAGCGGGUCCUGGACACGGAGCCGCCGGAGCUGCCGCUGUGCCGCCGGGGCCUGACCAGCAUCGCCGUGACACUCAAAGGCUUGAAGGAGAAGUGCGUGGACAGCCUGGUGUUCGAGACGCUCAUCCCCAAGCCCAUGAUGCAGCACUACAUCAGCCUCCUGCUGAAGCACCGGCGGCUCAUCCUCUCGGGCCCCAGCGGCACCGGCAAGACCUACCUGACCAACCGCCUGGCCGAGUACCUGGUGGAGCGCUCGGGCCGGGACGUCACCGAGGGCAUCGUGAGCACCUUCAACAUGCACCAGCAGUCCUGCAAGGACCUGCAGCUGUACCUCUCCAACCUGGCUAACCAGAUCGACCGGGAGACGGGCACGGCGGAUGUGCCGCUCGUCAUCCUCCUGGACGACCUCGGUGAGGCGGGCUCCAUCAGCGAGCUCGUCAACGGUGCGCUCACCUGCAAGUACCACAAAUGCCCCUACGUCAUCGGCACCACCAACCAGCCUGUGAAGAUGACCCCGAACCACGGCCUCCAUCUCAGCUUCAGGAUGCUGACCUUCUCGAACAACGUGGAGCCAGCCAACGGCUUCCUGGUGCGCUACCUGCGGCGGAAGCUGCUCGAGUCGGACACGGACGUCAAUGCCAACAAGGAGGAGCUGCUGCGGGUGCUGGACUGGGUGCCCAAGCUCUGGUACCACUUGCACACCUUCCUGGAGAAACACAGCACGUCCGACUUCCUCAUCGGUCCCUGCUUCUUCCUCUCCUGCCCCAUUGGAAUUGAGGAUUUCCGGACCUGGUUCAUUGACCUGUGGAAUAACUCCAUCAUUCCCUACCUGCAGGAAGGGGCUAAAGACGGGCUCAAGGUCCAUGGGCAGAAGGCGGCCUGGGAGGACCCCGUGGAGUGGGUGCGGGACACCCUGCCCUGGCCGUCGGCGCAGCAGGACCAGUCCAAGCUCUACCACCUGCCCCCUCCCACCAUCGGGCCCCACAGCACCGUUUCCCCCCCCGAGGAGCGCACCGUCAAAGACACGACGCCCAGCUCCCUGGACGCGGACCCUCUGAUGGCCAUGCUGCUGAAGCUCCAGGAGGCCGCCAACUACAUCGAGUCUCCGGACCGAGAGACCAUGGUGGAUCCCGACCUGCAGUCGACUCUGUGAGGCGCAGACGUGCCGGCCCAGGCGCACGGCAGCCGGACGCUGGGCGCCGCUCCCGCCGGGCUGCCCUUUUCCUUCGGUAUCCUGGAGCACGGGGCUGGCGCGGGCGCAGAGG